GCCUUCAGAAGCUCUUCGCGGCCUUGACUGGCAUUUCGCUCCUGCAGAAGGUCUCUUACUCAGAGACUUCCCGCUUCCACAGCAGCAAGGAGCAUCCAGUGAACGGGCAGGUGAUGCACCCUCUGAUCUGGAACUUGACCCGCUUCCACCCCUUCUGGGCGCUGAUCGAGAUGACGAUGGGCAUCGUCGCGGCCAGGCACGUCAUGCUGGACACGGAGGAGGACAAGAAGAAGCCGACCACGAAUCCUCUUUGGAUGUUCUUGGCUGCUUAUGCUUCUCUGGGCCUGCGGCUGACCCAGUUUGAUUUCAAUGAUGCCAUCAUCCGCGGCGUUCUCUUCGUGCCGCUCUUUACCAAGUUCUUGACGCAGAUGCAUCGGGACGCGCUGACAGCGAAUCCCGCUCCAAUUACUAAGUUCUUUGGCUCCAAGCCGAUGGCCACACUCGGUUCCAUCGCCUUCCCGAUGUUCAUCCUGCAUGGCCCGAUUGGCCAGAUCUUCUACAAGAAGGUGCUCGCGAAAAAGUUGUGGGGCGGGCCAAUGUCCACGAGAUUCUUCCCGAUCUAUCUCGCCAUCUGCCUUGGCAUGAGCCACCUCACCAACGAAUACUUCGUGAAGAACAAGAAGGUGGGCGCCAUUGCCGGAAAGGUGGCCCAAGUUUUGGCGAGCUGGACUGAGGGCAUGCUGCGUGAUCGUGCGUAG
Messenger RNA from Symbiodinium necroappetens, 698 nucleotides. The record is from the annotation of a GenBank genome assembly. Lineage: Eukaryota; Dinophyceae; Suessiales; Symbiodiniaceae.